CCCCUCCCACUAGGCUCAUAAUAAGGACAUCUCAGUCAACCCACCUUUUAACAUGUAACUCCCACAAAAUUUAUCAAUCCUAUUCUCCUGUACAGUUCAAGAUCAGUUCUCCAUACUCGUAUUCACCUUUCAAAAUCAACUUGAAAAAGACUUCUUCACUCUUCCUUUUCCUUUUCUGUUUCGAAGUGGAAAAAAGGCAAAGUGUUUAACUGUUGAGAUAGGAUUUGGGAGGGAGAACACCUCAUGUUUGGUGUUCCAACUUGAAUGGAUAUGAAAUCGCAUCCUCGGGCUGGUUUUAGAAUCAAUCCCCACCCAGAUUGAGAAAGAGGGAGAGAAAAGAAGAGGCAAAGAUUAGAGGACUCCUUAAUAAUCAAAUCAUGAUAACAAUAACCUCAUCACUACAAUAUUUUCAAAACUCGAUUAUCACAGCCCCAAAAUUACCCUCUAAUUGAGAAAUAAAAUGAAAGACAGCUAAAUAGAAAAACCAGAACAAAUUGUAAAUUUAAAGCCAAAUAAAAAUGCUCAAUCUACAAGUAUAAGUCUGAUUGAUCUCCAUCAAAUAUAAUGUUGGGUGGGCAUCUAAGGAGUCUUCAAUUAUAUAUUAGAAGCAUUUAGUUUGAUCCCAUAUAAACAUCAAAUCCAUAUAUCACAAUCAUAAUUGUCCACUAUAUGAUAAAUAUAUUCUAUCGGAAAACAAACAUAAUAGACCCCAACUUGAAAUAAAGAUUAAACGCGGGUGGAUAUCAUAUAAUGUGUCGUUUUUAUGGAAUGGAUCUUUCCAUUUUCAUGCCUAAGCAUCCAAGGAUAUACAUUGGCGACCAUUUAAAUAUAUACCACAUAUUGUCUUGUUGAACACUCUGGCCCUCCCUCCUUAUAUUUAUAAAUUGCAGCAUCUUGGAAGAGUAAUCCCAUCCAAUUGGAACUAUUCAUUGUUUUCAUCAAGAGUCAACAGAGUUUGUUGGCGAAAAGUUGAAGAUGUUGUGGAAGGAGGAGCUUGUGCUCUUAGCUCAAAACUAUUUUGACACUACGACAGUGGCGGCAGUUCUUUCCAUAGGUAUUUUAGUGUUGGUUUCGAAAGUUUGCUGGAGACAGAGGAGCAAGAAUGUUGGAGGAAUUCCUGGUCACUUGGGGUUACCCUUUGUAGGGGAAACCUUCUCUUUUCUUUCUGCUAAUAACAGCACCAGAGGGUGUUACCAAUUUGUCAGGCUCCGCCGGUUGUGGCAUGGUAGGUGGUUCAGGACAAGGCUAUUUGGAAAAAUCCAUGUGUUUGUUCCAAGUGCAGAAGGUGCAAAGGCAAUACUUGCCAAUGAUUUUGUCCAAUUCAACAAGGGAUACGUGAAAUCCAUGGGAGAUGCUGUUGGGGAGAAGAGUUUACUAUGCGUUUCCCACGAGGAUCACAGAAGGAUUAGGCGUCUUCUAGCUGAUCCUUUCUCCAUGACUUCUCUGUCUAAGUUUGUCAAACAAUUUGACGACAUGCUCUCCAAAAGGCUACAGAAACUAGUAAAAGAUGGGAAAAGUUUUGUACUGCUUGAUUUCAGCAUGAAGGUUAUAGAAAAUAAAAAUAUAGUCAUCUUUCUCAAACAUGUCUGUUUGACUUGGCAGCCAACAUAUCUUACGUUAUGUGAUUUGCAGAUAACAUUCGAUUCCAUGUGCAAUAUGCUAAUGAGUCUAAGAGAUGAAUCUACACUCAGGCAGAUUGAAAAAGACUGUUCAGCCGUCUCUGAUGCCAUGUUAUCUCUCCCAUUCAUGAUUCCAGGAACUAGGUACUACAAAGGCAUCAAGGCACGAAACCGACUAAUGGAAAGGUUAAGAGAAAUAAUAUCCAGGCGACGGAAGGGAGAGGAGUCACCAGAAGACUUCCUGCAGUCAAUGUUGCAGAGAGAUUCGUAUCCUCCGGAUCAGAAGUUAGAUGACUCAGAGAUAAUGGAUAACCUUUUGACACUGAUAAUUGCAAGCCAAACUACCACAGCUGCUGCUAUGAUGUGGAGUGUCAAGUUCCUGGAUGAGAACAGAGAGGCCCAAGAAAGGCUGCGGGAGGAACAAUUGUCAAUUCUACGAAAGAAGGAAGAUGGAGAACUACUUACUCUUGAAGAUCUUAAUAAAAUGUCCUUUGGUUCAAAGGUCGUCAAAGAGACGUUGAGAAUGUCCAAUGUUUUGCUGUGGUUUCCUCGUGUGGCACUAGGGGAUUGCAGAUUAGAAGGUUUUGAAAUAAAGAAAGGAUGGCAUGUGAACAUCGAUGCAACAUGCAUUCAUUAUGACCCAGAUUUGUACAAGGACCCCAUGCAAUUCAACCCUUCGAGAUUUGAUGAAAUUCAAAAGCCAUACAGUUUCAUACCUUUUGGAUCUGGACCCAGGACCUGUCUCGGAAUCAACAUGGCCAAAUUAACAAUGUUGGUCUUUUUGCACAGGAUGACUGGAGGGUACAGGUGGACGGUUGAUGAUCCAGAUCCUUGCCUCGAAAAGAAGGCACAUAUCCCUAGGCUGAGAAGCGGCUGCCCCAUUACUUUGAAGACCUUGUAAGAUGAGACAUAAGCAUAGAUGUGAGAACGUUAUCUCAGGUACAGGUAGGAGAAGUAGCAAGAUUCUAAUUGCAUGGUAAUGAGGAAGCAGCUGGAUAAUAUGUAUCAUCAUGGCCUCUAAUUACCCACUUUUUUUAUGCUUCGCUUAAAAGUAACCCAGAAGAGAAAAAAUAAAAUGAAAAAGUGAACUUUG
Messenger RNA from Cucurbita moschata (crookneck pumpkin), 2712 nucleotides. Its product is annotated as abscisic acid 8'-hydroxylase 3-like. The coding region runs from base 976 to 2520 and encodes 514 amino acids. Gene Ontology annotation, biological process: multicellular organism development; brassinosteroid homeostasis; sterol metabolic process. Gene Ontology annotation, molecular function: oxidoreductase activity, acting on paired donors, with incorporation or reduction of molecular oxygen; heme binding; monooxygenase activity. NCBI's taxonomy places the organism in Eukaryota, Viridiplantae, Streptophyta, Magnoliopsida, Cucurbitales, Cucurbitaceae. The record is from RefSeq and is a predicted model, not a curated record. The transcript has 8 exons.